Sebastes umbrosus (honeycomb rockfish) is the source of this 2955-nucleotide messenger RNA. It is a transcript of the gene vta1, whose product is annotated as vesicle (multivesicular body) trafficking 1. The coding region runs from base 113 to 1090 and encodes 325 amino acids. Gene Ontology annotation, cellular component: multivesicular body. Lineage: Eukaryota; Metazoa; Chordata; Actinopteri; Perciformes; Sebastidae. Gene Ontology annotation, biological process: late endosome to vacuole transport via multivesicular body sorting pathway. The transcript is spliced from 8 exons. The record is from RefSeq and is a predicted model, not a curated record.
AUUGGAUGACAGACCCGGAAGUGAGAGGAAGACUUGCUAACAACAACAACAGGAUUGAGUUCUCUCUCUGUCAUUGCUGUGUUUUAGCCUCCUGGAGGGUUUCUAAUCAGUCAUGGCUCUACCUCCUCAGCUCAAAGCCAUCCAGCACUACCUGCGGACCGCUCAGGAACACGAGAAACGAGACCCGGUCGUCGCUUACUACUGUCGGCUCUACGCCAUGCAGACCGGCAUGAAGCUGGACAGCAAAACACCAGAGUGCCGAAAGUUCCUGGUCAGACUGAUGGACCAGCUGGAGACGAUGAAGAAGGAGCUGGGUGACAACGACUCCAUCAGUCAGGAGGUGGUCGGGAACGCCCACAUCGAAAACUACGCCUUAAAGAUGUUCCUCUACGCCGACACCGAGGACCGACAGGGACGCUUCCACAAGAACAUGAUCAAGUCUUUCUACUCAGCCAGUCUGCUGCUGGAUGUCUUGUCUGUGUUCGGGGAGUUGUCAGAGGAGAACAUCCAGCACAGGAAGUACGCCCGCUGGAAGGCCACCUACAUCCACAACUGUCUGAAGAACGGAGAGACGCCUCAGGCCGGGCCUACCGGCAUGGACGAGGACAGGGAAGCAGAUGAGUAUGGAGCUGAAGGUUUCUCAGGUCAAGGCUUCUCUCAAGGGGGUUCCUUCAGGGGAGGGCCUCCCUCAGGGUCCUUCGACGACCAGAACCAGGGUUUGGAUCCGGGUUCCGCCCCAGGCAUCGGCUUUACUCCCGGUCCGGGAUCGGGGCCGUCGGGUCCCCCCACCACCAACUUCAAUAACAUCCACAUCCCACCAGGGGCCCACGCACCGGCCAACACUCCAGCCGAGCUGCCUCCACCCACAGAACCGGUGCAACCAGUGCCUGUUCCCAGAACAGUGCCCAUUGUUGAUCCCACACUGCUCAACGCCCAGCAGCAAGGCGGCGUCCAUCUCUCCGCGGAGGACUUCACCAAGGCCCAGAAGUACUGCAAGUACGCCGGCAGCGCCCUGCAGUACGAGGACGUCGGCACGGCCGUCCAGAACCUCCAGAAAGCCCUGAAGCUCCUCACCACCGGCAAAGAAUGAAGGCUUUGUCCUCCUCCUCCUCCUCCUCCAUCCCUCCCUCCUUCAUCCCCCUCUCUCCUCCCCAGCAGCGCCGCUCUAUCUGUCACUGAUCUGGCCCACGGCGAGCGGAGGACGCAGGCAUGAACACACACACACACACACACACACACUGAGGCCGGCCUGUGAAGAGAGACGUUCAGCUCGGCGUCAGAGGAGGACAUGAUGGAAAUCAGUCUGUAACAAUGGCUGCCUGUGUCUGACACUGUGACUGACGGACUGACUGACUGACUGACGGACUGACGGACUGACGGACUGACUACGACGGCAUAUGUAGGUAAAAAUACAAAAAUACUGAGCUCUGGUAAUAUUCUGAGAAAAAACUCAAAAUUUCCGAGUUUAAACUCGUAAAUAUACAAGAGAAAAAUCUUGGAUAAUUUCUGAGAUUAAACUGGCAAAUUUACGAGAAAAAACAUACAAAUUUUCAAGAUUAUUAAAUUGUAAAUAUACAGGGAAAAAAAUCUGAUAUUCUCUGAGAUUAAUGUGGCAAAUUAACAAAAAAAAACUCAUGCAUUCUCUCUCUAAAGUCAUAACUUUCGGAGAAAAAAUGCAAAUUUCCGUGAUUAUUAAAUUGUGAAUGUACGGGGGAAAAAAUAUGAUAUUCUCUGAGAUUAAUGUGGAAAAUAUACGAAAAAAAAUCAGAAUUUCCAAGAUUAUAUAAUUGUAAAUUUACGAGAAAAAAAUGAAAAUUUUCGAGAUUAUUAAAUCGUAAAUAUACGGGAAAAAAUCUGAUGUUCUCUGAGAUUAAAGUGGCAAAAUUAAGAGAAAAAAAUGUAUUAAUUUCUGAGAUUAUACAGUCGUAAAUUUGCAGGAAAAAAAAUUACAAAUUAAAAAAGAAAUGCAAAUUAAAUCAAAUACAUCUUCAACUUGGAAAUUCUUUUUUCAGAAUUAGAUUUUUUUCUCGUAAAUUUGCCACUUACAUUUCAAAGAAUAUCCAAUUUUUUUUCUCGUAAAUUUACAACUAUUAUCUAUGAAUUUCUGACUUUGUUUCUCUGAAUAUUACCCCCCCCCCCCCCCGCUUCCCCCAUCCCCCGAAUGGUAGAGCCAGGCAGCUAAUUAGCUUAUUUUAGCACCUAGCUGUUUUUACCGUUCGGAUCCAAAAGAUGAGAUUUGACGAGUCGGUGAGCUUUAGAGGUGACAGGCUAGCUGUUUCCAUCUGCUCCCAGUCUUUAUGCUAAGCUAUGCUAACUGUAAUAGGACAGAUACGAGACUGACAUCAAUCUUGUCAUCAGACUCUCUGCAAGACAGCAGCUAAGCGUGUUUCUGAAAAUGUUGAGGGAUAAGUGGUUAGCUGACAUGCUACGUAGCAAACUACGACACUAACAGACAGCUGACGGACGGACUGAACAUCGUUUACAAGCAGACGAUCAACCAGGAGUGAGUUCAGACAGCAGCUUCAUCCAUAAUAUCAGAGGAAAAACUGAUCCCAGAAACAUCUUGAUGUGUGAUAACGCAGCAGAAUGUAACGACACUUUAAUUUAACUCCGUGUUUUCUGUUUUACGAGUUAAUCUGUCUCGUUGUGUUUCAUCGUGUUUAUAUCGACAAUAAAGAAAUUGAACUUGACAGUAAAUCCGAGAGUACAUAUCGCUGCUGCUGCUGCUGCUGGACUGUUAAUCCUCAGAGACGUCCUCUGACGUUUGCUUUCUUGGAGGUUUUUGAACGAUCACUUUCUCUGUAUAUGUGGAUUAUUAAUCUGACAGCGGGCGGCCGUCUUUCUUUCUUCCUGGUUGGUAUUUAGCAUUUAAGUUUCUCUGAAAUUCUUUGAGUGGGACUUCUUCACAAAGAUCAUCUGUCAGAUUCACUUUGAAUAAAAUAUUUGAAAUGAUGA